AUGUCAAAUGUUAUGUGUCAACGCGAAUUUUUUAAUUUCACAUCUACCUAUCCAUCUCAUCAACUCCGCUUCUCUCCCUCCGCCGCGGUUCAUGAUUCUCACUCUCUUCAUCCCACUUCUCCAUCGGGUCUACCAAAUGUCCUCCCCCCUCAUCUUUCUGUCUCGCGUCAUCCUUCACCCACCAAACUCCCCGAUCCGAAAAUAAUCCAACAGGUGAUAUCGGAGAUUGAUCCGAUGACUCACUUGAAAAUUCUUUCCCAACUCAAAGUACCCAUUGAAGAAUUAAUCUGUCCCACAACAAAAUCUCGCAAAAGCGGAGGUGGCGUUCCUCGUCCUCAGAAUCUAUUCGUGAUCUAUCGUCGAGACGUGCAGGCCAAAUUAACCGCCAAAUUCGGUUCUGAAAUUGGAUCGCACCUUCCCUUUGUUUCUAGGGAAGCGUCGGAACGUUGGAAACUGGAACCUCAAGAAAUUAGGAGUAUUUAUGAAUUCAUAGCCGAUUUAGCCAAGAAGGUUCAUGAUCUGACGUACCCAAACUAUGUAUACAAACCAAGGAAGCGAGCGCUCAAGUCAGCGUUAAGCAAUUCAAUUUUUAAUGAUGAAAUGUACCACCUGGCGGGCCAGCGGUACAAAGACUUGAACGGCGAUUCGCUGAGGACAAAUGGUAACGGUCAAGUCGCUCUCGGAAAUUACAACACGCACCCCCUCAACUCGCAUACCACGUUCGCGAACAAUCGACAUAAUUCGCAAAGACAUGGUUCGACCUCUAAUGUUCACGGUACUUUUCAAUUGCCGCACAAUGGGCACGACUGCAGUAACCUUGACAACGACGACAGAUAUCAUCACAUGUCAUCUGCACAAUGUCAACGCCCCCAUCCUUCUCCUCCUAGGUUUCAUCCCGUGGACGCUCGCGCUUCUGCUGUGAAUUCACAACGAAACAUUUAUGAUUACCAUGAACCACCACGAGAAGAAUGUGCCACUGAUAACGCAGACGACUUGUCCCCAUUUUCCUGCACGUAUGAUAAGAGCAACUCCACAUCGAAUUAUACAUACCCUUCCCCGACCACCACACAUAAUUCGUUCACUCAAUCUUCCACCGUUAAAGAUCAGUCGCAUCCUCCAUCUAGGUCGACCUCGUUUGCAUCGCCAUCGACUGGCGUCUAUUCACCCACACUCAGUCGUCGGGAAUCUUUUACGUCAUCUGACCCUGAUCAGGAAUCCUUUGAAGACCUCAAAACCAUGGAUUCAGGAAACUAUAUAUCGCGCGAUGAAGGGAGUAUCGAAGAGGUGAGGCAUGAUGGUCGUCCAGUCACCAACGAAAGCAGCUACGGCCGCGGCAAGAAUGAUCGUGAUAGCGAGUACUUUUCGAUGCCAUAUCAUUCUCAUUUUCAAUCACACUCAUCCAAUUUCGCUGCCAAUGUUAUUCCACAAAGAGAAUGCGACGCAGCUCCGCUGUUACCUCCGUUGAACACGUUCUUGACGUCACGAAAUGGUGCGAGUGCGAUAAUCACCAGCCGAUCGGACGAAGGUGAUGACAAUAACUACGAUCGUAAGAUUUGUAGGUCGUUCGGGGGGCCUGUUUGA
Acaulospora morrowiae is the source of this 1581-nucleotide messenger RNA. Lineage: Eukaryota; Fungi; Glomeromycota; Glomeromycetes; Diversisporales; Acaulosporaceae. The record is from the annotation of a GenBank genome assembly.